Messenger RNA from Paracoccidioides brasiliensis Pb18, 687 nucleotides. RefSeq lists its product as uncharacterized. The record is from RefSeq and is a predicted model, not a curated record. Bases 1 to 687 code for a protein of 228 amino acids. The transcript is spliced from 3 exons.
AUGCCCGGUGUUCCAUCUGACGCGCUUGACCAGCUGAAGAAAGGGUUCAAGAACUUCUUCAAGAAUCGUAAGCGACGCGGAGUAGCAUCCCAAAAAGCUUCAGCAGCGGAGGCACCUGUGGCGACAGCCACUGCGACAACUGCUGCUACGAACGCAGCUCCUCCACCGGAGACGAAGCCCGCAGAGACUAAACCAGCAGAGGCCGCUCCUGCAGGCGGACCAGCCGCCUCAGGGCUGCCAGCUGCUCCCGCGGAUAUUACCUCCACCUCGGCUCCGGCUCCCGAGGCAGCAUCAGUUGCGACUCCUGCAGAUACUCCAGGGGCUGCCGCAACACCUGCCCCCACGGAUGCGCCUUCUGCAACCACUAAUACUGCUCCUACGACAGAACCCACGCCUGCUGCAGCAGAUGCCAGCACCUCAGCCACUCCAGCUCCUGAACCGGCAAAAGAAGCAACCCCAGCAGCUGUGAAUGCUACUCCAACACCGGCUCCCGCUACUGACGCUGCUUCUUCGGCUGCACCAGCCGCCACCUCUAAUGUGCCUGAUGCUACUGCCGCAGAUACUCCUACCGGAGCCCCCAAGACUGCUGAACCUGCGCCCGCUGAAAAUGCCCAAUCCGCAAAGGCCGACGCUGAACCAACAGAUGCCACCAAAACUGCUCCGGCUCCUGCAGCUCCCGCUUCGUAA